CAGUUGGAGUGCGACAUGGCAACCACGGCAGCGACCACCAAGGUUCCUGAGGUGCGGGAUGUGACUCGGAUUGAGCGGAUUGGUGCUCACUCCCACAUCCGAGGCUUAGGGUUGGAUGAUGCUCUGGAGCCCAGACAGGUGUCCCAGGGCAUGGUGGGACAGCUGGCCGCCCGGCGGGCUGCUGGUGUGGUGCUGGAGAUGAUCCGGGAGGGGAAGAUAGCUGGUCGGGCCGUGCUCAUUGCUGGGCAGCCUGGCACAGGGAAGACGGCCAUUGCCAUGGGUAUGGCCCAGGCCCUGGGACCGGACACGCCAUUCACCGCCAUUGCUGGCAGCGAGAUUUUUUCUUUGGAAAUGAGCAAGACAGAGGCCCUGACCCAGGCUUUCCGCAGGUCCAUUGGGGUCCGAAUAAAGGAAGAGACUGAGAUCAUUGAAGGGGAAGUGGUGGAGAUCCAGAUUGACCGGCCUGCUACAGGAACGGGCUCCAAGGUGGGGAAGCUGACGCUGAAGACUACGGAGAUGGAGACCAUCUAUGAUCUGGGCACAAAAAUGAUUGAGUCCCUCACCAAGGAAAAGGUCCAAGCAGGAGAUGUCAUCACCAUCGACAAGGCCACGGGCAAGAUAUCUAAGCUGGGGCGCUCCUUUACCCGGGCCAGGGACUAUGAUGCUAUGGGCUCCCAGACCAAGUUUGUUCAGUGUCCGGAUGGGGAGCUUCAGAAGAGAAAGGAGGUUGUGCAUACGGUGUCUCUCCACGAGAUUGAUGUCAUCAACUCCCGCACCCAGGGCUUCCUGGCACUCUUCUCAGGUGACACCGGGGAGAUCAAGUCUGAGGUGCGGGAGCAGAUCAAUGCCAAAGUCGCCGAGUGGCGAGAGGAAGGCAAGGCUGAGAUCAUUCCUGGGGUGCUGUUCAUAGAUGAGGUUCACAUGCUUGACAUCGAGAGCUUCUCUUUCCUCAACCGGGCCCUGGAGAGUGACAUGGCGCCUGUGCUCAUUAUGGCUACCAACCGAGGCAUUACCAGAAUCCGGGGUACCAGCUACCAGAGUCCCCACGGCAUUCCCAUUGACCUGCUAGAUCGGCUGCUCAUUGUCUCUACCACGCCUUACAGUGAGAAGGACACAAAACAGAUUCUCCGGAUCCGGUGUGAGGAGGAGGAUGUGGAGAUGAGUGAAGAUGCUUAUACGGUGCUGACCCGGAUCGGCCUGGAAACCUCUCUUCGGUAUGCCAUUCAGCUCAUCACAGCCGCCAGCCUGGUGUGCCGGAAGCGCAAGGGCACCGAAGUGCAGGUGGACGACAUUAAGCGGGUCUACUCUCUCUUCCUGGAUGAAUCUCGGUCCACACAGUACAUGAAGGAGUACCAGGACGCUUUCCUCUUUAAUGAGCUAAAGGGUGAGACCAUGGACACCUCCUGAGCGACCGCAGACGCAGACUCCCCGAGCUCCUGCCCCACUUUUGUACCCGAGUUGUGACACUGACUUUCUAUAAAAUUGUUCUGGAAA
Molecule: messenger RNA, 1494 nt
Organism: Gracilinanus agilis (Agile Gracile Mouse Opossum)
Lineage: Eukaryota; Metazoa; Chordata; Mammalia; Didelphimorphia; Didelphidae
Gene: RUVBL2
Product: RuvB like AAA ATPase 2
Exons: 15
Coding region: 16-1407 (463 amino acids)
Biological process (GO): chromatin remodeling; regulation of transcription by RNA polymerase II; box C/D snoRNP assembly
Cellular component (GO): Swr1 complex; R2TP complex; Ino80 complex
Molecular function (GO): DNA helicase activity; ATP binding; ATP hydrolysis activity
Source: RefSeq, a predicted model, not a curated record